Messenger RNA from Drosophila rhopaloa, 852 nucleotides. RefSeq lists its product as uncharacterized. Bases 1 to 852 code for a protein of 283 amino acids. The record is from RefSeq and is a predicted model, not a curated record. NCBI's taxonomy places the organism in Eukaryota, Metazoa, Arthropoda, Insecta, Diptera, Drosophilidae. The transcript has 6 exons.
AUGGAUGAGACUGGAAACAUACGGAAAAGGUUUGCACGCCAAACUUACUCUGUCCUUUUGAUUUUUUUGGCCAUAGCUUUUGUCCAGUGGAUUAUAGUCUCAUUGGUGGAAAGAUGUCGUAAGAUAUUCCGACAUUUUGAGAUAUACUGCUCGGCCACCUGUUCCGUAGCUGGCAUACUUUUCACCAUGUUUGUUUUCAAUGAAAAUCUGCGUAGCAAAAAGAUUUUCAGCCGAGCUGUGGCUUUUCUGAUAGUGGAACUGCUUGUAUUUUCGAUGUUCGUGCUAAUUGCCCGAACUUGGAUCCCAGAUCAGAUGGCCUUCUACUUUUUCUGCGUACUCCUAAUGGUUGUAGCUCUGAUCGUUGGCUGUCAUCUUUCCUUUACGAUGGAUAUGACGCAGUACAUAGCUCCGCUUUUCCUCAUGAGCUUUAUACUUGUCACAAUCUCGAUUUAUUUUCUGGUGGUAAAUAACUUUAUGGAAAAGCUAAAGCCUUAUGCCUAUCUGAUCUUCGAGAUUUGUCUUACCAGUGUGAUGACAUUGAGUGUCAUGCUGCAUGCGCAAACAAUUAGUGGAGAUCGGAUGGUCCAGAUGAGCUCGGAUGAUUCUCUAUUGGCCGCCUUGUUCCUUUUCAACGAGUUUCUGGCCGUGUACGCCAUGACUUUCUACUGGCAGAUCAACUAUAACUAUUUCACGUCCACUGAUUUCUUAUGGAUGUCGACAAGUACCAAGCAUUCACAUGACACAACCCCCGUAAAUUCGGACUAUGACUAUGAUAUGACGCCUGACGGUCAAGAAUGGGGAAUUCAAAAUGACACAAACUAUGAUUGGGCUAAGGAAAUGGUACACAGAUAA